Molecule: messenger RNA, 4107 nt
Organism: Callithrix jacchus (white-tufted-ear marmoset)
Lineage: Eukaryota; Metazoa; Chordata; Mammalia; Primates; Cebidae
Source: RefSeq, a predicted model, not a curated record
CAGGCAUUCUGCCAUUUUUGGUCUUUGUUUUUAGUUUUGAAAGUUUAAUUGGUGUUGCUUUCUUUUGUAUACUUUGAGAUUUGCUCAGCUUCUUGAAUCUGUAAGUCUAUCUUUUACCAAAUGUGGGAAGCAUCAGGCAUUAGUUCUUUAUGUGCUCUCGCAGCUCUGGUCUCCUGUGAGACUCAGAUAACAUAAAUGCGGGGUCUUUUGUUAUCGUCCCACGGGUCCGUGCAACUUUUGUUCACUUGUUUUCAGGUUAUUUUCUUUCUAUUGUUUAGACUGUGUGAAUUCUGCUGAUCAGGCUUUAUGUUCUCUGAUUCUCUCCUGUGUCAUCUCCACUUUUACUCAACAGAGCGCAUCCUGAGAGAUUUAUUUUAUAUUUUAUGUUACUGUAUUUUAUAUUUCUAAUUUUCAUUUGAUUCUUCUUCAUUCUCUUUGCUGAAGUUUUCACUUUUUUUGUUUGUUGCCAUGGGAUUUCUCGUUACUUGUUGAAGCAUUUUUAUACUGGCUGUUAAAAGCAAAGAGUCAAAUGGUUCCAGCUUCUGACUCAUUUCAGUGUUGGUGUCUUCAGUUGUCCUUUCACAUUAAAAUUAUUAUUUUCUCAGUGGUACAACAGGUGAUAUUCUCUUGAUUCCUAUACAUUUUGGUUAUUCUGCUGGAAGGCCUAUGUAAUUUUUUUUAUUUUUGCAGGCAGUUCUUUUAGGUUUAGUAUGUAGGUCCUGGUAUACUUACUAGGCUGUGAAUCUAAUGACAAUUUAAUUUCAGAGCCUUCAUGGUGCUAUUUUGGUGUGUUUGGCUUAUCUGGUGCCUCUCCCACUGGUCCCUGCUGGUACCCACCUGAGGGAACAGGGGAGCUGCCCCAGGCUGGGCCAAAUGCUGCAGCUAGGUGGGUGGGGGAUGGUGGUUGUCUUGGUGUGUGGAGCUGGUUUUCUUGUGGGAAAGAUUGCCUUUGUCCUGAGGGGAUUGAGCCUGCCUGCGUUGCCUUCUGUUACUAGGUUGGGAGUUGGGAAACAAUGGGCCUAGGUCACCCUCUUGUUGGAUGGGGUCCAGGGAGACAGCUGGCCACUAUGCAUUCCCCAACACUAGAGUCCCUCAGCAGCCUUUUUCUGUCCACCUUUCAGAAUUCUCCAUUGAUCAUCUCUUGUCUACUGUUUCUAGAGUUGAGGUGACCCUUCUUAGUCAGGAGGGAAUAAUGCAUUGUCUUCUCUAUACCAGAAGUCCUUAAUGGUGGUUCUGGGUUGUAACUGUGCUAAAGGAAGAAUUGGCAUAUUGGUGAUAUCGUGUCUUUCUUUUCAAAUAAGGGCAUAUCAUUAUUCCGUAGGUAAUAUUUACAACACCUACUUCCUUGGGUUGAAGAGUGUGGUUAAGGCAAGGAAAGUACUUAACACAGUACCUGGUGUAGAGAGCACUUAACGAGUGUUGGCGGUGAUGCUAUUCCUUUUGUCCUUUGGUAGCUUAUUAAAGCUUUUCUUCUUUUUUAAAAAACUAAAGUUCUGGCAUAUUUCUUGUUAGGUUUAUCCUCUUUUGCUUUUGUUACAAAUAGGAACUUCCUAUCUGUUAUAUCUUCUACCUGGUUCUUUUGCUUUUAUGUGAAAAUGUUUUAGUAGCUUUUAAAAUGUUGCCUCCCAAAUGAGUUUUAACUUGUGUAUUUCUUUUAUUUCUUUUCUUUUUUUGAGACAGGGUCACACUCUGUCACCCAGGUUGAAGUUCAGUAACAGAAUUAUGGCUCACUGCAAACUCCGCCUCCCAGGCUCCCAAAGUGCUGAGUUUAUAGGCAUGAGCCACUGCACCUAGCCUUGCUUGUCAAUUUCUUUUAAGAGUGGGACUAUAAUUGAGCUCAGAGCUCCAAAAACAAAUGAAUAAAUGAAUGAGUGAAUGAUCUCUUCCCAUGGAUUUGGUGUGGUUUGGGGCUGUAUUCUUGAUCUAAAUGCUAUAUUUUAUGUAAUCUAAGAUUUCCCCUAGGUGUGUUACACAAUUGUGUCAUGUUGAACUUACACUGAGACUCUUGUUCACAUAUGCUGGUAUCAGCAUGGGCUUUUCUAUUCACUCUUUGAACUAUUUGUUUGGGGGGACACAGACCUGUGUCUCUUAUCAAGAGCAUCCAUUGGCCGGGCCCAGUCACUCACACCUGUAAUCCUGGCACUUUGGGAGGCCAAGGCGGGUGGUUUAUGAGGUCAGGAGUUCGAGACCAGCCUGGCCAAUAUGGUGAAAUCCUAUCUUUACUAAAAAUACAAAAAUUAGCCAGUCCCAGUGGUGGGCACCUGUAAUCCCAGCUACUUGGAGGCUGAGGCAUGAGAACUGCUUGAACCUGAGAGGUGGAGAUUGCAAUGAGCUGAGAUUGUGCCACUGCACUCCAUUCUGGGUGACAGAUCAAGACUCCACAUCAAAACAAAAACAACAAAAACAGAGUGUCCAUUAUCUAUACUGGAAAAACUGAGGUUGGCAUUUUGACAUGUAGUGUGGAAAUGCGGCUCAGGUCCAUUUAGUUUACCUAAACAGAUGAUGAAAUACUGUUUUAUGAAGCAUUCCCAAGUGCAAAGUUCUGCCUGUGUCUGUAAUGAUGGGAACAGUGAGAAUAAGGCUUGGAACAUGGAGCACACUGUGGGCCUGUGGCGAGUGGGACCAGUGGCACAUGCAUGCCUGGCUCACAGAGCAGCCUUUGGGUGACUUUGAAGACUUGGAAACAGGGGAUGUGCACAAGGGUAAAUCAGGCCCUAUUACUCAGAUGUAGAGAAAGAAGUUAAGGAAGAAAUUGACCCCAAUGAAGAGGAAAGUGCCAAGAAAAAGCAUCUGGAUAAGAAGAGAAAAUUGCAGGAGAUGUUUGAUGCAGAAUAUGAUGAAGGAGAAAGCACAUAUUUUGAUGAUCUUAAAGGAGAAAUGCAGAAACAAGCACAGAUGCGUCUGAAGAAACAUCGCUGGUAUAAGAAAAUCCUCAAGUCCCGAGAUCCAAUCAUUUUUUCUGUAGGGUGGAGGAGGUUUCAGACCAUCUCACUCCAUUAUAUCGAAGACCACAUUGGAAGACAAAGCCUUAUAACGUACAUGCCACAGCACAUGCAUUGUGGAGCAACCUUUUGGGGCCCUAUCACUCCACAGGGAACUGGUUUCUUGGCAAUACAGUCUGUCAGUGGCAUAAUGCCUGAUUUCCGGAUAGCUGCCACAGGAGUUGUCCUUGCUCUGGACAAAUCCAUAAAAAUUGUGAAGAAAUUAAAGCUAACUGGUUUUCCAUGUAAAAUUUUCAAGAACACUUUUUUAUUAAGGUCUGUAUAUCUAAAUAUUCUCAUAUUUAUAAAUGUCCACAUUGUUUGAGAAAAGGAAUGAAAUACUAAAAUAUGGGCCUCGUGUUGUUAGAAAAGUAUUUGAAAUUUUUUAUCAGCCUCAUAUCUUCUUUGUUUGCUCUCUGUAUUCUGUGUUACUUAUGCUCAAAAAAGCAGUAGUAACAGCUAUUUAGGAAUUGAGGCUGUUACUCAUGACUUCCAUGUGAGACUGCUACAGAACUCAUAUUGAAAAUAUGUCAUUUUAUCCACUGGGAUAAAAAUUGAAAAUACAUCAUUUUAUCCAUUUCUUACUUUUUGGAUUUGUGUUAAGAAAGGGGAAAAAAAUCACAAGUUUGUCUAACCAUUCAGUAGGAAGAUAGACAAAGCAUUUGCAGACAACUUGGCAAGGGUACAGAGAAAUGGAUGUACUGGUUUCCAGUAUCUGGUGAGGGUGGUUUGAGCAGCAUUUAUUGACAGUUUCCUUAGUAGGGAUGUUUCCAUUAAAAACACAGAGUUAGGAAGAUCAUAAAAUGUUCUUGCAACAUAAAGCAGUAAUAGCACUGCCAUGUGUCUUACUGUUUUCAUGUUCUAAGUGCAUGCACCUCAGUGAAAGGAUCUGGGCUGCGGUCCAGUCUGAGAGAUGUCAGCAAAGGCUGCCUAGGCCAGUUCAGUUCAGUAAAUCCCUCUUCGAUCUUCUCUUCCACACAGACAGCAGUGAUGAGCAUGCCCAUAAACCCACAUGAUUAUUUUGGGGAAAAUGAAAGAGUUGUAUUAUUUUUGAGUUAGUAAUUCAACUUUCAGGGGAAGUACAGUGUCAUCUCUGCCUGAAACACUUCUCCCAAUUUGUGCCCAC